GUCUCCAGAGAACGAGCUAGCCCACCUCCGACCUGGUUUUCUUUCUAGGAGUGCCCCUUUCUCUAUGAUGGCAUGGAAAGGAGCUUAUGAAUCACGAAAGAAUUGGGCUGCGUGGGAUUUCAUCUAAGCCAGCCUUUUGCUCUGAAGCGGAAACAGCUCACGUAAAGGUGUUGCUUUAACGUAUUUUCAAACUGCCUGUUGAAAGAGAUUUCCUCUCCGCCUGAGGUUCUGGAGAUUGGGGGAAGUUCCCAGUGACUGGAAAAAGGAAAUGUUACACCCAUCAUCACGAAAGGACAAGGACAAGAAAGAAAAACUGGGUCUGUCUGGUGCAGGAAAAGGUGGAUGAAGGAUGAAUCGCUUUGUGUUUCUGGCAGUACUGAUCUCCCUGAGGACUGCAUACUCAUAUCAAGAAUCCCUUGUGUUUCCAGUAACGUACCUUAGUGUUUCCAAAGAUUUGCCUCUUCAGCGUCUGCUGGUGGAAUGGGAUGUCGGCAAGUCAGCGCAUGAUGCUGAGCUUUCGAUGUCUUUUGAAAUACAAGUCAGCCGAACAGAAGAAAAUACUAUUGUGUGGACAGAGUUUCAUAAUGUCACACUUGACAAAUCAGGAGAGCCUCUUCAUUGGAACUGGGAUUCGGACUUACCUUUGGAGUGUAUGUCACACUCGGUGAGAAUCAGGAGUAAAGCAGAAACAUCAAAAAUCUGGAGUCAGUGGAGUCUGUGGGAGACUGUCCUGGGCCUGGACGCUUCAAAUAACGGUGGACUACAGAUCUUUCCAGAUGAAAAAGUUGUAGAGGAAGGCUUUGACAUCACUCUUUGCUGCAUCGGAAGGAAAGGUCAAAUCAUUAAGGAGUUCUUUUUAUCUCCAACUGCUCAUAAUUUCAGUCGCACAAACAGUCAAAUUGGACUGCUCACUGUGAAAAAUGUGGCACAUCAAGAAGUGCCUCAAAUCACAGUGUACUGUCAGGCGUCUUGCAAAGAAGAGGAAAAAGAGAAAUGCUACAGUCGUACAGUUUUCUUUGUGGGUAAACCGCCUGAUACACCUAAUGAUUUUUCCUGCCAAACUCAAGACAUGAAAACAGUAAUAUGUACUUGGAGCCGAGGAGGAGACACUUACCUCUAUGGACGUCAUUCAACAAAAUACACUUUGUUUGAAGAGUUUUCCCAAAACUUGAUUCCGUGCACAGUAAGUUGUUCUGAGCAGUGCUCGUGUUCUUGGGAUAUAAACCAGCAGAGGGUCUAUAAUAUCACACUGACUGUUGAAAACCCACUGAGAAAGAAAACUGCCAUGGAUGUUUUUGAUGUCACUCACAGAAUUUAUCCCUCUGUGCCUUUCCAGCUGUGGGAAGAAUGUACGGAUACAGAAAUCACAUUGUAUUGGAAAUAUCGAAACAAAGGAUUUGAACUCUUUUGCCAGACAGAAGUGCUCCACCCUGAUGGGAAGGCAGAACUGCAUAAUAGUUCAGGUGUGCAACUCCAGUAUGCCAGCAUCACUCUGGGUGGACUGCAGCCGUACACCGAAUAUACAGUUAGAGUACGCUGUGGGGCAGCUAAGCACUUCUGGAGGUGGAGUGAAUGGAGCGAAGCCCGAACCAUCAGAACAGAGGAAGCAACUCCAUCGGGGAAACUGGACAUCUGGAGAGAAAUUACACCAGUUUUGGGAGGGCGGAAUGUGACCUUAUUCUGGAAGCUAGCACCAAGUUUUCGAGCAAAUGGAAGAAGUGUUUCCUAUGAAAUAACCUGGGAGAAAGUAGAAGGGGACUCUAAGCCUGAACACAUCUCCGUUUCAUCAGUCUAUAAUAGCACAAGGAUUUCCAUUGAUAACUGUCCUUACAAAAUCAGUAUCGUGGCAAAGAACAAUGUUAAUUAUUCACUUCCUUCAGUAGUGAUCAUCCCUGGAGCUACAGGCACUGAAAAAGAGCUCAGCAGUUCAGAGCUUAAAGACGACCGGGUUAAUGGUACAGAUGAUGGCAUUUUUAUUUCUUGGGAGUCUAGAAAUACAUAUGACGGUUACAUUAUCGACUGGUGUAACUUUCCAACGUCGCAGCCCUGUGAUCUUCAGUGGAAGAGAUUUGGGCCCCACACUUCCAGUGCUCUGAUCAGCUCAGUUUCUUUUGUGCCGGGGGUGAGAUACAACUUCCACAUCUAUGGAUCUGUUGCUAAUACAGCCUCCUUAUUGGAGAAGAAGACUGGUUAUCUCAAGGAGCUCCCCCCCCUGCUUGACCCUACUGUGGAACAAGUUCAGCUGACUUUCCACGCAGUAACGCUGUCUUGGGAUUCUUAUCCCACAAAUGAGUCACAGCCUGGUUUUGUAAGAGGUUACCAUGUUUAUGUUUCUCCUGUGCAAGAGGACUGCAAUUUGAAAGAAUCUAAAAAACAUGUUCUUCCAGGUGGUUCAGUGCUAUGUAAAUAUAGAAUUGAAAACCCGGAAGAAAAGAGAUACACCGUGAAAAACCUCAUGCCAAAUACAAAAUACAAACUAGUGGUUAAAGCAUAUACAGGUGGAGGAGAGACUCCCAUUGUUAACUUUAUUUACAUAGAAACGCCGUUUAAUUCAAACGUGCUGUACCUUCUAGUCCUGCUAGUGAUUGUUCCUUUGGUAGUAGCAGCUCUAUGCCACUGGAAGAUGAAGUGGGUGAAGGAGUGCUGCUGUCCUGUAAUACCUAGUCCUAACAAGAGCAAAGUGCUUUCAUUUAAACAGAUUACGAUUGGUUCUGAGAAAGUACUGAAAGUCAGUGACUGCGUUCCUGAUGCUCUAGCAGUGGAUAAUAAGUCUGAAGCCCAGAAGUUGCAUUUGUGGAGCCACAUGUCUUCUACUCCAACAGAAGAUAAGAUUAAUGUUCACAAUUCUUCCUGGACUUACCCUAAUCAAAAUGGAGAGAGAGACUUUGCAUCCACACUGAAACCUAUAACUCACAGUUGGUUUGAAAACUUUGCUUAUUCUUCUCACGUUGCAGUUCAGUCUGACCCCUAUCAAAACUCAGAGCCGUCAGAAACAAGCAAGCCACACCUGUCAGCAGUGUUGUACCAGCCACAGUAUUACAUUGAUAUCUUGAAUGAAGAUGCUGUCUCAGCACACAGACAAUCAACUGGCACAAAGAGCAGUUUGAGAUAUAUUUCACAAACAGAUGUGCACUGUUUGGGGAGGAGGCUUUGAUGUACCUUGUACCAGGCGAUCCGUGCAGUGUUUGGGUUACAAAAUACAAAUUAGAGUUUCUGAAGCCACAAUCACUUCUCUUUUUUGAUGAAGACUUCUUGAUGAAGACUUUCAUCAGCCCUACUUCUGUUAAUGCUGCAAAGCUGUUGCUUCAGGAGUAGUUUAAAAAUACUGACUUUUGCACUGGAAUGAUGUGUGCUUGAUCACAAGUUUGGGCAUGAUGUAAGAAAGAUUUACAUGCCAAUAUUUUGUGGCCUAUAUUAUGUAGAGGGUCAGAUCAUAGCCCUUCUUCAUACCCUGACACAAAGAGCUGCCCUGCUGUGUAGAGGUUUAAAAACUCACUCAUUCAGCAAGCAGACAGGUAAGCAUAAUAGAUAGAUAGGUUGUCACAGGCAAGGUGUAUAUUCACUUACUUACUUAGAAUACUCCUCUGUGUGCACUUACUUACUACUGCUCUAGCCAGCAUAUAUUGUGAAAAUGUGCAUGGGACAGUACCUGGCAUCACCAUGUGCCUUGGGGUAUUUAUCAGAAGGUUAGGUCAGCCGGGGGUGCUGUGCUUGCCCCCAGAAUCACCAUGGAAGAGUCACCUGCAUUCAGCAUGGUGCAUUACUUCAGGAUUAGAAGUGACACUAUCCUGCAGAGACGGCUCUCUUGCUGCACCAACAGCCUACACCCUCCCUGCCUUCUCCUCGCUUGUAUAUUAAUGACACUUGCUUGGGACCACAGUGAGCCAAAGCCACCAUUUCAAAACAGAGUACUGCUUGGUCUCAGCAGGUGAAGGCGCAUGCAGACAACAUUUUACUAGUACAGGCCCUUGGUAGUAGGCUGCCACUCCCAUUUCUGGUAACUGGGGCUCCUGGCACCUCAGCCUACCUCUGGAAGAACGACCCUUUUAAAUUCCAAGCCAAGUCCUCUUGAAUUUAUUUAUUAAACAAAAAGUAGUGUGGGGGAUUAAAUUAAGAGGAGCUGUUUUUUUUAAGCAGGGCAGUUAUUUGUGGAGGUACUGUGAUGGCACUGUGUCUCCUCUUGUAUAACCUCAACUUAACUUGUUUAGGUAAUCAGAGUCUCUACUUAAAAUCUAAGCAGCUACAGACAAAAAGGAAUUGUUGCACUGAACCACAGCUAGGCGUUAUACUGUUGCUCAUCAGUAUUGACAUAAUGGAUACAAGCUGUGCUGCCACAGGAAAGCCAAUCAAUCAAAACUUAUAUAGACUUUGAAUAAUAAAAGCAUUGCCUUUUAAGUAGCAGGAGGAGUGUUCAUGCACAUGAAGGUGAAUUAAACAAAUACACAGAUUAUUGGGUUUGUGUUUAGAGGUAUCUGGUUAAAGGCCACUGCUCUGUGUCAAAGUCUAGAUUCCUCACGGAGGUUUAGUUGAGACACAGAGAAAAUGAACCGGUUAUCUCUUUCAGUCUUUAGACAGUGGAGCAAAGAAACACGUUUGGUGACAUUUUGAGAGAAACCAGCAAAGUAUUUGCUAUUUGAUGGCAACAUCCCCGAGAAACUUUUAUUCCUCCCUUAAUGUUUAUUUCCUUUGAGUCACAGUAAAUGUGAAAGUUUUCUUUUUGAUUGCUGAACAUCGUGGUAUCUUUACAACUUAGAAACUACUCCAAAGCAUUUCAUUGGAAUACAAAUAAUACUAGCGUUUUUCUCCAGCAGUAAGCCUUUUCAAGGGAACUGUUUUGUCACUACUGAAAUAAAACUUCCUCGUUGUUCAUUCUAAAAAGGCCCAUGCAUUUAAAAAGGUUUGAAAGGUAUCCUAAAUCAAGGCACAAACAUUAGGAAUUCCGAUACAGAACUCAAUCAAAGAAGUCAGCCUGUCCCAUGAAACACGUUUUAAAAAUGGUCCAGUUCUUAGUGCCAGAGCGGAGGGCUGCAACCACAGCAUGAUUUCCUACUUCUAAGCUACAAUUGCUGGGGCUUGGCUGCCCUACCUUAGCACAAGGCGUGACAGGGAGGGCGAUGUACCCAGUGGUGCUUCCUUGAUGUUCAGUGAGACGCUUGGCCCAGCAGCGAGGUUUCAGCUCAGCUCCUUUGUCUCUCCUGGGCAUAUCCAGCACAGGGGGAACCUCACCAUUGGGAGGCAGGGAAAGAUUUUACCAGGUACGUCACAUCCGGGCAAAAAACAGAGCCUGCUUGACAGCAGGAAGAGAAGUUAGCCCCUCUUCAUCAGUAAAACCUCCUGCUUGUUGAUGGUGCUCUUCAUGAAACUACCUGUACUUAAAAACACACAGGCAAGCAGGUAAUUCUGAGGAAGAUAAUGCCUUCGUAUAAGUCAAAGGGUACAGACAGGGCCUUAUAACUAGAGCUAAAGACAGAGACAGUAUUUUUGGCAGGGGGUGGGGGAUGUGUUGCCACACAUAACUUUUUUUUUUUAAAUCAUGUCUUGCAUUAGUUACGGUUGAAUGAGUUCAAAACUCAAAUCUUUGUUUGGUUUUCAAAAAUGGAAUUUGUGUGUUUUAUUUUUGUCAGUUUUUGUUUAUAAUUCAGCUUUCACAUCUACUUUUGAAAUGCCAACACUUAACAUGUGUAAACAUCACAUAAUGGAAAGUGAUUAAUUUUCAGUAUCAGUACACUGAAUUCUUUAAAUAAAAAUGGUGCACAAAAUAUUAGAGUCCCCUUCUAGUUUUACAAGACACCUUACAAAGUAUUAAUGUAAAAUAUAUUUUUGACAAAAAAAUAUUUGGAAAGCUUAAGGUCAUUCUAGUUAAUUAGUAACUUACAAAUAUAAAUAAAAUUCCAACCCAUUUCUAGUGCUGAGAGGUACAUAUGAGACAGAACAACUAUAAGAAGUUUAAGUACAUUUUAUUAACAAUGCAUCCCUUUGAUAAGAUUACGCUUCAGGAGGCUUAAUGCCCAUAGACAUGAACUGUACACACUAUACAAAAAAAAAAUCAAGGUGGGCAAUACCAUUUUGGGACAAGCCUCUGUUUAAAUUAUACACAGCUCAAUGCAAUAUUUUUACGGAAAAUAUAUAAAUACUUUUUCUUUCUAUGUUACAGGUAUACAAUAUAAAUCAGAUUUCAAUGUCUGUUCAGUGACCUACAAACACUAGAACCUCCAAAUAUGUAGCAGCGUAUUACUAAAUAAAAAAAGACCAUGUGGGGCAGGGAGAAUAAGUCUUGAUUUACCUCGAUCCCUUCCCUCCUCAGAAAGAUUAAUGUACAUCAUCUCUUGUAAUGCAGCGUUAGGGAUUCUGACAGCCAAUAAUGGAAAAGUUUUUCAAUUAAAUCUACAAAACGUCUGCCUUUCCCCCCUAAGACAUUGCAUCUUGUGCUAAAACAACCUAUUCAGUGGCAAAAUGGCAUGUUACACUUUUUGGCAUAAAUUACAUUUCUCAAAUUAAAUAGUGUAUUUUACAAAGCAAUUCAAGCAAAAUGUGCAAUUUCUGCAUGCUGUGGCAUUGCUAUCCAUCUAAUUUUACAAAAAUAGUCCAAAGAAAAUCCACAUUCUUUGCUGAACAUAUAAGUCUGUUGCAAACAAAAAUAUCCAGGGAACCAGAAUUAGGAGUUAAACAAACAAAACAAAAAUACCCAAGGAGCUGAGGGCUUCUAGCAAGAUACAGACAUGGUUUCUAGCAUGUUCCCAAAGGUCUUUUACAGUCUUCAGAUUUUACUCUCAUCUAGUAUACCCUUUAAUAAGCACAUGGUAGUAAAGGUUAACCAAAAAUAUAACAGUAAAUAGGGGACCUGUUUUCAAAUGCCUCCACAGCAAAGCACCGUUUAACAGGACUUCCUGUGCAGGCCUGCCAGGAGAUGAGUGGAAACCUUGGAGACACUCCAAAACCUGGCAAAAAUUCUUCCUUUAAGAUUUCUCAUCUUGAACUUACUAUACUCACUUUACAAGGGUAACACAAGUUUCCUGAAGUCCCGAUACCAAGAUCAAAACAUAGACUAAGAUGAAGACCACCAGCUGUCUCAUCUCUCACCAGGCUUUAAUUAUUACCUACCUCUUGAAAUAUUUCUAGACUAGCUCGCUCUCCCUCUCUUUAUGCACCUAUUAAAGGUGCUAAGAGUUUUCUUAAGCUUCUCACUGCUUAUUACAAUUCUUUCUUUCAGGAUCACUACGCAUGCUUUAAAGUAGAAUGACAAGAAGAUGAAUGCUAUUAAUGGUCAUUGAGGCCAAGUAGAUAUUUUAAAAUGCUUAUAAAAGGUAGCUAACCACAGUGUGCCAAGCCACUGUCCACUAAACUACUGAAUACUUGAGUACUGGGUCUCGGGGGGGUUUUUAAAAAAAAAAAAAAAAAUCCAGUCAAAUAAGAACAGUCAGAUAGGAAAAGCAACUCAGGAUUUCACGUAUAACGUGCCAAAGCCCUAACAUACAAGUAAGCACAUACUCACAGUUAGGCACCUCAACACAUCUACAAACCCCAAGUGGUGUCAGUGAGAGUUAGGUGCAUCCAACAUCCCUGAAUUUCUGAUGCCUGAAAGUCAGUCUCUCUCUCUCUCUCUCUCUCUCUCUCAAAAAGGAUACUCACACCACCCAGCUCCGUCCUCUUCUACACUCAGUGGAGAGAGACAGGCUCUCCAGGAAAUAAUCCAGAUUCUUUUGAUUAGAUUUCUGCCUUAAACUGCCCUUUGGUGGAAACUGUCCCUUUCCACUGACUAUAAAAAAGGAGAUUAAGGAAAUUAGCCAGCUAAUUUAGUAGACUAUAUUCAAUUGGUUUCAUAUCCAGCAUCUAUUUUCCCACUAAGGGUUUAACCUCAGACCUGUCUGAAUGUUUUCUGUGCUAGCAUGUUUAAUCAUUCGGGAGUUUUCUUUGCCACAGCAAACAAACUAUAUUUGCAUAUGGUAUAACUGAGUACUAUAUGCUUUACCAUUUAUUUAAUAGUAUCACAAAUUGUUAGGACUGGAAAAAUAGAAAAUGGAUGGUCUAUCAGCUUGCUACCCUUUCCAGGAAAAUGGGAGGAUUUUCUAUUACACUUAAUGUAUGCAGACUUUUUAUUUAUUACUGUUUUUUUUUUUCCCGAAGUUUUAUCAUGAAGCAAAAUAAAAUCCCCAAAUGAGAACUUUGAAAGGGAUAUUUUACAAAAGAAAUUGAUAAAAUUAGAAAUUCACAGUUUUAUAACUAGGCCAAUAUCAAAUUCCUUCAAUUAUAAUACCCCUUCACUUGCCAAUUAAAAAGAAAUAUUAAUGUGAGCUUAAUAUAAACUAAUUCUAGAAAUGUUUAUGUUAUGUAUAGCAUGGACUUUACGUCCAUUAUGCAUAAUUUGUUGAAAUCUACUGACACUCAUACACUUUUAGAAAGAAAAUCACGGUUUAUAACUGAACUUGCAGCAAUAAUUAGUUUGUCAAGUUUUGUUGUCAUGGAUCCCCACACAAACUGAGUAUGUCAGAAUCUAUAAGCAUUUCAGGAUGGAGAAUCUUUUUAAAGUAUUCUGGCAUCUCUUUUGCUUACCUUUUUAAUAAUCAGAGGCCUUCCUAUUGCCUUUUCUACAUUAAGUGCUAUGGAUUAAACUGGUAACAAAUUAACCUUUUUUUUUUUUUUUUUUUUAAAUACAGGUGAUAACACUUGUUUAUUUUGCUUCAACUGCAGAAAAAUAACACGGAGUUGUUUGAUGUAACCCCAUCUAGUUAUUCAAACAAAUCUCUUACACUCUAGCCUAACUGAGGUAGUGUUUGAAACUACUGUAUAAGAUAUGCUAGUCCCACUCUUGGGAACACUACAUUAUUUCCUUUGGAGUUUACACCACUAUUUGGUCUACUGUGACUGACAUUUUGGUUUUACAGAAGCAUUUAUUUCUUACGACCAGAGAAGUUCAAUAGUUACUGGUGGGUAUGUUUUCAAAGCUUUUCAAACACAUUUCAACACAUAAAUGUAUUAUUUGUGUCACUGACCACGGAGGAGUUGAAUCGGUUUCUUUUUGCUCUUUCUUUCAAUGGGAACUCACGAAAAAAUAAUAUAGGAAACUAAAUUUGACUACGAGCAGCAACUUACAGAUCUGCUUUACCAGAACCUGACGGUAUGCAGUGCACGUAAGAACUCAGUGAAGUGAUCUCUGCCAAGCAGUGCUGAUGUGGCAAGAUGAUAUUUCCACUAAGAGCAAAUAAAUUCUACAUUUCAGUACAAAUCAUGUUAUGCUGUUAACGGUUCACAGACCUACUUAUGGAAGUCUCCAGUAGCAUAGCUAGUAAGAUCAGGGUUAUGAGUAUUAGGAUAAAUUUCACUUAUCUUCAUCUAAGUAUUAAUCUGACAAUUAUUUUAAAAAAAAAAUGGUAAGAGCGAAUGGAAAAAAAAUACAUUCUACCUAGUACAGUCCAGCUGAAUUAUUCACCUAUAUCAAAAUCAAAGGGUAACCCUUUCUAUUACAGGUAUUCUAACAAAGAUGGCCAUGCUACUGUAUAUAUACAUUUGCAUAUAUUUAUAUUACCCUUUUAUAAAGGCUUCUGAAUCUUUAAAUGCAUGACAGAAGCGGUGGGGAUACUUAAUUUUUUUUUUUUUCUUCAAACUUGCACUCAUUAGUUUAACCACCUCACUAGUGACAUGAUAAAGGCAAUUGUUUUCCCCUAGCAGUCAGUGUAUCAUGUAACUUGUGCAACAGGUCUCAAUACCAAUAUAAAUUUGUAAGUACUGCUGCUUCAAAAUUUGGUUCUUAAGGCUUUUCACUACAAUUUUUAGUACUAUCUGAUGCUUGAUCACUCAUACAUUGAAAUUCAAGCAAACCUUUGUUUCUAUAAAAGGCUGUUUCCAUGGAGCGUGGAAACUGCUUAUUUACUAUGUCGUCUUACAAAAGCAGCAAUGAUUAAAUGUUUUCAAGUUCAGUUGAUACAAUAUUCAUUUAUCUGAUAAAAAUCAUGCUUGUUAAAGGUUUUCAAUUAAGAAUAUGACCAACAUACAUACCAUAUGAGCAUGAGUCUAGGAUCUUCAAACACGUGCAUAUCAUUCAGGGAAAACAAUCUGAUUUCAGCAUUUUAAGUCUAAAUCAUUUUUUGCUUUUAAAUCAAACUGUAGUGAAAAUCCUUAACUGGUCGCGAUAAGAUACAUAUAUGUAAAUGCAAUGAAACUGGAGAGACUGCUAAUAAAAUGACUUACAACUAUAGUAAUAUUAAAAUAACUUAAAGAAUACCUCAGGUUCACAGAGGCUUUUCUUGCUGUCUGAAAUUUAACCCCCCCC
Molecule: messenger RNA, 10267 nt
Organism: Struthio camelus australis
Lineage: Eukaryota; Metazoa; Chordata; Aves; Struthioniformes; Struthionidae
Source: RefSeq, a predicted model, not a curated record